Messenger RNA from Symbiodinium sp. CCMP2592, 1827 nucleotides. Lineage: Eukaryota; Dinophyceae; Suessiales; Symbiodiniaceae. The record is from the annotation of a GenBank genome assembly.
AUGGCGACGACGGGCACCAGCUACUACAGCGGCGGCGGCUCAGGCGGCGGCGGUUGGGGCUCUGGCGGUUGGGGCUCAGGUGGCUGGGGCGGAGGAGGAGGUCGCGACGACAAGUCGUACUGGGAGCCAUGGAAAGACGACGAGCCGGACGAGGAUCCGGAUGAUGAGCCGGAGUAUGACCUGAGGUACUGUCAGUUCUGCAAAUCGUAUGGGUACAUCCGCAAAGACGGCUGUGUCAACAAAAAGUGCAGCUUGGCUAGCACCAGAGCCCUUAACCCUGAAAACGAGCAAGGCGACUACUAUAUCUACAACCCCAACCGGUCGGAGCCGUGGAACCCCUACAAGCAGAAGGGAGGCAAGCCGGACUACACCCCGAAGGAGUUCGAUGAUAUCCACGGUGCCAAUGGAUUAAAGGAGGGUCUCCUAUACAGGAGGCUCUCCUAUGUAAAGACCAAGGCUGCUGGCUGCCCCAAGGGCAAAUGGUGGGGUGAGACGGAAGCGGAGAAACGUCCACGAGAGGGUCCUGUUGCCGCUGGGCCGCAAUACUCUGCUGCCGUCGAUCCGGAGAAACGUCGCCGCCAAGCAGAGGCAGCAGAGGCUCGGAGCCAGGCGGCGGCACCAGCUUCGCCAACGGGGCCCGUCGCCCCUGCAGCUGGAAACGAUCAAGGAGAGCCACAUGCGGGCGACAACCAGGAGAAGGAGAAGGGGGAGAAGGGCGGCGACCCGGCGGACAAGUUCUGCUGUGGCUGUGGCGGCUAUGAUCUGAGCUCCUUGGCUGCAAAGGUUGCUUGGCGACCGUGCUCUUCCGUGGCGCUUGGAAAAAUGCGACCGUCUGCGGUGCCGUGUGGUACUGACGAGGAAGAGGUUCCCAGGCGAACCAAGUCGGCCGCAGGGGAACCUGUCAAGACGGAGCCCUUGUCGCCCCAGAAGCCGAAGGAAACUUUGGGGAUGGCCAAGGCAGAGGUGGCAGGCUUGCUCACAAGCCUCAAGUACCAAAUCAAGGCUAAGAAAAUGACGGAGAAGCAUCGCGAACAAGCGAACGAUAUCUUGCUGAAGUACCAACAGUCUGGCGUCCAUGGAAAAAAAGAAAUAUUGCAGAAAUUGCAAACGAGCGGGCUUCGUGACCUCAGCUGGUUCGCCGAGAUGCAAAGCGAAUACCAAACGCAAAGCGUGGACAAGGAGAGCACCACGAAGGGCUACUUCAACAGGAGCCAGAUCCUCAAGAUGAACGGCCUGGACCCGAGCAACAUGGACGAGGCUGUGGCUGCUGACACGCUCAAGGACUUGAUCGCCGACUGUGAGGCAGAGUUUGGUUUCAAGUCCGACUGCAAGCCUCACAAGAACCCCUUGCUGGCCAAGUACUACUACAAGCAGAAGGUCGAAACGGAGGACACAGCUGCCACGAACUCGCUGGGCUGGAGCAGUUGCGCCAACGUGGAAGGAAGCGACCUCGGCAGGCUCGUCGAGAAGUUCGACAACCCGGACCUGGAGGUGCCCGCCAACGAAGAGGCUUGGAACAAGGCCUACAGUGCUUGCAAGGCCGCCAAGAGCAAGCUGGGGAAGGUGGCGGACGAGCUCGAGGAGCAGCACGCCAAGCUGGUUGCUCACGGUCCCCAAGCGGAGGCGGACGAAGUUGGGCCCAAGAUCGAGACCCUCCGAGGCUUCUUGAAGACUUUGCGCUUCAAGAUCAGCGAGUGGAUGAACAUGAGCGAGGGAUGCAUGGAAGCGAAGUUGCCGGAGCUCACCCAGCUGAGUGAGGAAGCCACCAGCCACCUGGCUGCAGCCACGGCCUACAACAAGAAGUUGAAGAGCCGCUUCGGUGUCUAA